This is a messenger RNA of Stegodyphus dumicola, 1701 nucleotides long. It is a transcript of the gene RfC38, whose product is annotated as replication factor C subunit RfC38. Gene Ontology annotation, biological process: DNA-templated DNA replication; DNA repair. Gene Ontology annotation, molecular function: DNA binding; DNA clamp loader activity. The record is from RefSeq and is a predicted model, not a curated record. NCBI's taxonomy places the organism in Eukaryota, Metazoa, Arthropoda, Arachnida, Araneae, Eresidae. Gene Ontology annotation, cellular component: DNA replication factor C complex; nucleus.
UUUCCUUAGGUUAAUAAUGGAGAUUUUCCUCAUAUGUUGUUGUACGGCCCUCCAGGUGCCGGGAAGAAAACUAGAGUAAUAUGCUUACUUCGUGAGCUUUAUGGUGCUGGUGUUGAAAAAAUGAAAAUUGAGCAUCAAAUCUUCGAAACACCAUCAAAAAGAAAAGUAGAAAUUAUAACAAUUGCAAGCAAUUAUCACAUUGAAGUCAAUCCAAGUGAUGUUGGCAUUUAUGAUCGUGUGGUGAUUCAAGAACUUAUCAAAACAGUUGCUCAGACUCAUCAGCUUGACAGUCACACUCAAAGAGAAUUCAAAGUGGUAGUUUUGAUGGAAGUUGACAAGCUCACAAAAGAUGCACAGCAUGCUCUGAGACGUACUAUGGAAAAAUAUAUGGCAACAUGCCGCAUUAUACUUUGCUGCAACUCAAGUAGUAAAGUCAUUCCUGCAAUUCGAAGUCGUUGCUUGGGUGUUCGUGUGGCUGCACCUACACACAGUGAGAUUAUAGGGAUACUGCAGCAUAUUUGUCGCAAAGAAUGCCUUUCAAUACCUGUAGAACUUGCAAACAGAAUUGCAGAGAAAAGUAACCGUAAUUUAAGAAGAGCAAUAUUAAUGUGUGAAGCAUGCCGUGUUCAACAAUAUCCAUUUUCCCCAGAUCAAGAAAUUGUGGAGCCAGACUGGGAAGUCUUUCUUCGAGAUACAGCUAAUUUCAUUGUUCAAGAACAAAGUCCUAAGAGACUUUCUGAAGUCCGUGGUAGGAUUUAUGAAUUAAUCUCCCAUCUUAUACCUACAGAUGUCAUAUUUAAAGGCUUAUUAAAGGAACUUGUAAAUAACUGUGAUGGGCAACUAAAAGGAGAAGUGACUGAACUGGCUGCGUUUUUUGAGCAUCGAUUGCAACAAGGAAGCAAAGCUAUAUAUCACAUUGAAGCAUUUGUUGCAAAAUUCAUGGCUUUGUACAAAAAAUUUCUAGAAGUUAAUAUGGCAGACGUUUAUUAAAAAUGUAUAAAUGAUAGAUUUAUAAUAUUUUUUUGAAGUAUGGCCAUAAUUUUCCUUUUGUAAAUUUGUAUUUUUUUUUUUUUUUUUUUUUUUUCAAUUUACAUUAAAUCUGGAUAAAGUAUGUUAAAUAUAACAAUAAUUUAAAAUGAAUUAAUUAUAAAAUAGUUUUGAAACAGCUAUAGACUACCAUUGCUGCAUAAAAACCAAACAUAUAGUGAAUUUGUUUCAAAUUAUUCUAAAGCAGAAUAUGUAAUUUAUUAAAGAAUGCUAUAUAAAAUUAGGCAAAGCAACAACCUUCUGCUUGGUGUAUAUUUUAACCAAGACUCUAUCAAAUUUAAGCAUGAACAAUUGCUUGUCCCUCAUCACCAGGAGAAAAGAGAUUCUGCAAAGAAGGGAAUUGUUCUUAUACAAAAAUAAAACUAUCAUAAAAAAUAAAGCAAACGAGAUCUUUUUCACUUUACUUUUGGUAUAAAUACAACUCCUUUCUUUGCAGAAUUUCAUUUCUCUUGACCUGCACCUGCUUGCCCUCGAAAUUGAUAAUCUUGGUUAAAACAUAAACAAAGCAACAACCUUUAGUUUGGUGUAAUUUUAUUUUUUACUUAGUGUCUUCUCUCUUGAAAAAAUGUUAUAUUAAUGUCUCAUUAAUCACAUAUGUUUUAAGUAUGUAACUUUAUCUAAUAACAGUAAAUUAAAAUAUACUAGUAUCCAAAA